CGGGCCGGGUCCAAUGGGUGCCCGCUCCCGAGUAGAAGGCGGAGGAGAGGAGGAAGGCGGCGGACUCCAGGCCCUGGCCCCAUUCAUUGCCGCGGCCAGCCGGGCUGGGGUCCCGUGUUCUCGGAGUCAUGGAGGCGCUAAUUCCUGUCAUCAACAAGCUCCAGGACGUUUUCAACACUGUGGGCGCAGACAUUAUCCAGCUGCCUCAGAUCGUCGUGGUAGGAACGCAGAGCAGUGGAAAGAGCUCAGUGCUGGAAAGUCUAGUGGGGAGGGACCUGCUUCCCAGAGGUACUGGUAUUGUCACCCGGAGACCUCUCAUUCUGCAGCUGGUUCAUGUUUCACCAGAAGAUAAACGAAAAACAACAGGAGAAGAAAAUGACCCUGCUACAUGGAAAAACUCAAGACACCUUUCUAAAGGGGUUGAAGCAGAAGAAUGGGGUAAAUUUCUUCACACCAAAAAUAAGCUUUACACAGAUUUUGAUGAAAUUCGCCUAGAAAUUGAAAAUGAAACAGAAAGAAUUUCAGGAAACAAUAAGGGAGUAAGCCCUGAACCAAUUCAUCUUAAGAUUUUUUCACCCAAUGUUGUCAAUCUAACACUUGUGGAUUUACCAGGGAUGACCAAGGUACCUGUAGGUGAUCAACCUAAGGAUAUUGAGCUUCAAAUCAGAGAGCUCAUUCUUCGAUUCAUCAGUAAUCCAAAUUCCAUCAUCCUCGCUGUCACUGCUGCUAAUACAGAUAUGGCAACAUCAGAGGCUCUUAAAAUUUCAAGAGAGGUAGAUCCAGAUGGUCGCAGAACCCUAGCUGUAAUCACUAAACUUGAUCUCAUGGAUGCAGGAACAGAUGCCAUGGAUGUUUUGAUGGGAAGGGUUAUACCAGUCAAACUUGGAAUAAUUGGAGUAGUUAACAGGAGCCAGCUAGAUAUUAACAAUAAGAAGAGUGUAACAGAUUCAAUCCGUGAUGAAUAUGCUUUUCUUCAAAAGAAGUAUCCAUCUCUGGCCAAUAGAAAUGGAACAAAAUAUCUUGCUAGGACUCUAAAUAGGUUACUGAUGCAUCACAUCAGAGAUUGCUUACCAGAGCUGAAAACAAGAAUAAAUGUUUUAGCUGCUCAAUAUCAGUCUCUUUUAAAUAGCUACGGUGAACCUGUGGAUGAUAAAAGUGCUACUUUACUCCAGCUUAUUACCAAAUUUGCCACAGAAUACUGUAACACUAUUGAAGGGACUGCAAAAUACAUUGAAACUUCAGAGCUAUGCGGUGGUGCUAGAAUAUGUUAUAUCUUCCAUGAGACUUUUGGGCGAACCUUAGAAUCUGUUGACCCACUAGGUGGCCUUAACACUAUUGAUAUUUUGACUGCCAUUAGGAAUGCUACUGGUCCCCGUCCUGCUUUGUUUGUGCCUGAGGUUUCAUUUGAAUUACUGGUCAAGCGGCAAAUCAAACGUCUGGAAGAGCCUAGCCUCCGUUGUGUGGAACUAGUUCAUGAAGAAAUGCAAAGGAUCAUUCAGCACUGUAGCAAUUACAGUACACAGGAAUUGUUGCGGUUUCCUAAACUUCAUGAUGCUAUAGUUGAAGUAGUGACUUGUCUUCUUCGUAAAAGGUUGCCUGUCACAAAUGAAAUGGUCCACAACUUAGUGGCAAUUGAAUUGGCUUAUAUCAACACAAAACACCCAGACUUUGCUGAUGCUUGUGGGCUAAUGAACAAUAAUAUAGAGGAACAAAGGAGAAACAGGCUAGCAAGAGAAUUACCUUCAGCUGUAUCACGAGACAAGUCUUCUAAAGUUCCAAGUGCUUUGGCACCUGCCUCCCAGGAGCCCUCCCCUGCCGCUUCUGCUGAGGCUGAUGGCAAGUUAAUUCAGGACAGCAGAAGAGAAACUAAAAAUGUUGCACCUGGAAGUGGUGGGGUAGGAGAUGCCAUUCAAGAACCAACAACAGGCAACUGGAGAGGAAUGUUGAAAACUUCAAAAGCUGAAGAGUUAUUAGCUGAAGAAAAAUCAAAACCAAUUCCAGUUAUGCCAGCCAGUCCACAAAAAGGCCAUGCUGUGAAUCUCCUGGAUGUGCCAGUUCCUGUUGCACGAAAACUAUCUGCCCGUGAACAGCGAGAUUGUGAAGUUAUUGAGCGACUCAUUAAAUCAUAUUUUCUUAUUGUCAGGAAGAAUAUUCAAGACAGUGUGCCAAAGGCAGUAAUGCAUUUUUUGGUUAAUCAUGUGAAAGAUACUCUUCAGAGUGAGUUAGUAGGACAACUGUAUAAAUCAUCCUUACUGGAUGAUCUUCUGACUGAAUCUGAGGAUAUGGCACAGCGUAGGAAAGAAGCAGCUGACAUGCUAAAGGCAUUACAAGGAGCCAGUCAAAUUAUUGCUGAAAUCCGAGAGACUCAUCUUUGGUAAAGAGAACUACAUGAUACGAGAGACUGUGUUGACUUGCCACUUGCUAGUUACUACCUACUUAAGUAGAAUUUUAUUUAUGAACUCCUGUGUAUUGCAAUGGUAUGAAUCUGCUCAUGUAAAGACUGGCUAUAAACUGAAAAGUGUAUACUGUAUUGGAAAACAAAUCACACAUUUAAUCCAAAUAAUAAAUGGCUGUUUCUUAAGUUUUCCAGUAUAUAUCAAAUACAUCAAGUCUGCCUUGUGACAGUUUCACUUGAAUUUUGAAAAGACCAGUUAGUGUUCUAGUAGUACAAGCAGUUUGCCUGUGGAUAAGAUGACCUGUGUAACCUUUGUUAGUAGUGUUAAAGCCGCUGCCAUAGUCCUUCAAGAAGAAAGCAACAAACCAACAUUUCAUACAACUGUAAUGCAUGUACCAUAUAAACUGAUCUGGCUUUGAAAGAUGUGGGUUGACAAGUUACUCACACAGUCACUGUGUUUACAGCUUUUUUGAGCUUCUUUGCAACUUCUGAUGUAUAAGAAAUCUGAAUGCAGAAGAUCUGUAGCAUUGACAAUGAUGGGGUGUGCAAAAUGUGUAACUACAUCACCCUUCCACUUUUGGUUCUUUACUCCCUAGUGCAUUAAACAUUAAUAUACUCUGAUUCUUACUUAAACCUGGAAGCAUGAAUUACAGUUUCCUGCAUUAAAAACAACCAUCUGGACUUGAUUAUCUAAUGAGACUUGAUAACAAUGGCCAAUUCCUUUUAAUUUAAGGAGGUUCCAAUGAAGACUUAAAUUCCCUUUGGUUUGCAAAUACAGUAGUAGAUACUAUAUUAGGAUGUACCUUUAAUAUGGGGCACUCACACCAUGUUCUCAAGAUUUACUUUGAGGUGUGACUUAAAACCAAAUACUAUGCUGAUCAUUUAGGUGUAAUAUUCUAUCUUCUCUGCUCUAUAAGGUCGGUAUAGCUACUUUUGCUUCAUACCCCAAAAUACAUUGGAAUGGAGGUAUGUAAACAUACUGGUGGAACUUUAUAUUUUAAACAAAAACAGACUCACAUACAAACUAAAGACUUAUCAACUACUGAAUUGCAUUCAGGGAGUGGGGGUGCAGGUUUAGAUCAUAAAAUUUCCCAGGUGAUUCUUGAUAUGAACUAUAGAUUUUAAGAUAUUGGUAGAAAGCCUUAAAACAUCUAGGUCCAUCUUUCUUGAACAGAUAACACCUUAAUACAGUAUAUAUUGCAGACAUUAAAAUUUGUUUUCAAGUUAUGACUAAGUCUUAUGAAGGACUACUGGUAAGUAAAACAGGAAUAUGUUCUUUUACUUAAGUUUAUGGUACCCUUUUAAGAAACAACAGACUCAGCACUGAUCUCAAACAAAAAAAACAAGAACUGGUCUGAUAUGAUAAUGGUACUACUUUGAAUCUGUAAGCGUCUUGACAGAGAAUACAUGCUACCAGAAUAUUUGUUAGCACACUUAUAAAUCACUCUGCCAUCAUUAAACAUCAGUUUUGAAAUUAUAGCCAUAAUUUACUUAUUGCAGAUAGUAGAUCAAACUACCACCAUUCUGGAAUGCCAUGGCCUUCUGAAUUUAUAAGGGAAAAACAUCUUACAGUGCACCUUUCUCCAUCAUAUCAAACAGAUCCUAACAAACAAAAAGUUAGCUUUAAAGCCAUGCUAUGGUAAUGCACUUGCUAGUACACACUUUGUACAAAGAAAAACAGAGGCAAGAAACUUACAGAAAGAAAGAGAACUUCCUUUGUUGGCCCUUAAAAUGAGUGAAGUUCUGAAUGUAGAGAUGAUCUCUGACAUUUAUAAUGGAUACUUGUAUGUUGUCGCUAUGUAAAUAAAAUUGCUGGUAUGAAAUGACAUUGAAGUUUGUCAAUAAAUGAAUACUUCCUAAA
Molecule: messenger RNA, 4256 nt
Organism: Choloepus didactylus (southern two-toed sloth)
Lineage: Eukaryota; Metazoa; Chordata; Mammalia; Pilosa; Megalonychidae
Gene: DNM1L
Product: dynamin 1 like
Exons: 21
Coding region: 129-2378 (749 amino acids)
Biological process (GO): mitochondrial fragmentation involved in apoptotic process; mitochondrial fission
Cellular component (GO): microtubule; cytoplasm; mitochondrion
Molecular function (GO): microtubule binding; GTP binding; GTPase activity
Source: RefSeq, a predicted model, not a curated record